AUGGAGAAAUCAAAGACACCUCAAGUCUCUCACCCCUCGCAAUUUUCAUCCGCGAUAUUUUCAGUCACUCUCGCAAUUUGUUUCGUGGCGCUGAUUCACGUCGAGAUCGAAAUUCAUGUUCAUCGUCAAAUGCUUCAAGUGUAAAAUCAAGAGAGAGAAGACAGCAUCGAGUUCCCAUCGAGUUGCGAAAAGUAGUCGAUCGUCAUGAAAAAACCAUCGAUUCUGCGUUGGAGAUGAUGCAGAGCGGAUCACCUACAGGUAAUUGUAUUCUUAUUAAACUAUCCAUCGUCUUCAAUUUUUCUCAAUUUUUAACAUCCAUAUGCAAUUUAAAAAAGAAUCAAAAGAUUAAUUAAUUUAAAGUAAAAUUGAAUCAUUUAAGCUCAGAGAAAAAACAACCUUUUUUUAAGAAAAAGGUGAUUGCAAUUUUUGGCUGACUUAGUUCAUACGUGCUGAUCAAAGCGGCAGUAUUCCUAAAUAAUUUUUUUGCUCUCUUUGCACGCUCUUUUGAAAGAGAAGGGAAAAGGAAGUUACUGCCAUUCAGCACUAUUCCUGUAAAGCUGAGGCGGUUGCAUUUAGGAAGGAUUUGAUUAACACUUCCUGUUUAUCUGAAACUCUGUCAGACUGAUUAAAAUCUUCUAAGGCCCACAUUGCACGAAACAAGAAAAGGAACACCAGCAGUUGACCUUUCCACAAAAAUAGAAUGUUACAUCCUAAGGAACCAUUCUUUAAGACUACGUAACGUAGGAGAAUGAAAGAGGGUUGAAUGUAUGCGUGUGUUAUGGGGGGGGGGGAAGGCCGCUGUGGGCAUGGCUUACCAGCAGAACUUGAGAGAGUAAUCAUAAAUCUUUUUGUUAGCCGUGGCCCCAGUCACCUCAAUCAUAGGUGAAGUAUUAAAGAGUUGAAUUUGUGUUUGCUAAUGAAGAUUAAGGAUCUGGAGGUCCGGGAUUCAAGUCGCGUUGUUUCCUUAGACAAGGUACUUUGCUCCACUUUCUCUCUCCUCGUCCAGGAGUACAAAUGGGUACCAGCAACGCAGUUGCUCGGGGGGCGUACUCCCUAUAAUGGCCUAUACAGGGAGGUUCCGCCCGAAAGGGGUACCUUUGUCAGGCCUCAGGUAUACGAAAGGGUAGGGAUUUUACUCGUUGAAGUAUACGAAAGGGUCUGUGAAAGGGCCUAAAAGAGCUAACAGAUGAAUUUUGUGGCUUUAUAAAGUCGAGAAAACGUUCUACUUUUGUGAUUGAUUCCUAUUUAAAAGACCGUGCAUUUACAACAGCUAAAAGAGGUGCAAAGUUCUAAAAAAGGUAUGUGAAAGGGGUAUCCUUUCUCAAUAGAAGGUACACAAAAGGAAUACCUUUUUCUGUCAAAAAUGGUAUAUAAAAGGGUAAGGGGUUGGACCUCGGGGCGGAGCCUCCCCGACUAAAAAUUUGUUGAGUACCCCCACCCCCCGGGCACAGUUGUCCCUUUCGUAAACGGUCGCUGCCAUUUUUAAGACUCUUAGGGCUGAUUUCCAGGAUCGCGUAAUUUUUACAUGCGUACGUGUGUAAAAUUUACUUUCGCAAAUAAAAUAGAGGCAAUGCACCAAAGGUCGCUCGUAAGCGUAAAAGUUGAACCUCGCUCAGCUUGUCGUUUAAGCUCAGCACUUUUUUCUCUUGCCUCUAUUUUAUUUAAGCGAUUAAAAUUUACGUGCGUUAACGUGUGUAGCCAAAAACGCGUCAGUGGAAAUCAACCUUUAGAGAUUUGUGACCUGUUAUUGAAAGCUUUUCUGUCAAUAAGAAAGAAAAUCGCAAACCAGGGUCCUACCUGGACACCGAACCCACACCUUUCGUAUCCUAAUCUCUCUCCCUUACCACUACAUUGCCACACCCAGCCCGCCAAAAUUCCGAAAAAAAUUAAGUACAUACACUAGCAAACGGUUUUUCUUAACUGUUACUUCAAUAACGGGUGACCCUAUCCCUUUCCAUAAUUUUUAACGUAAAUUCAACUUGGGAUUCAACUUCGUUCUUUCUAAGGCUAUUCAAAAACGUAUUAUUUGUCUUAUUGCAACUUACGGGGUGUAUAUUACAUCCAUCAUGACUAAAGGCUUGGUUACCAAUGGUGGCAUCGACCGUUUACGAAAGGGAAAUAGGCACUGGCGACAUGCUGCUCACAUGGGGGUAACGCUGCGAUGGACUAGCAAUACUCCUAGGCAUGCUUCAUGCUAAAAAAAAAAAAAACCGGGAUAACUCCGGCCGUUUGGGCCUUUGGCUCGUGUGAGCCUUUACUUUUACCUUCUUUGAAGAUUAAGGCCCUUGCUCCCAAAGAACUGAUUUGCUGAUUUCAUUGCAUUUCAGAUGCACACAUCCGUCAAAAACGCCAUGUGCAAAACAAGGAUUCAAACGCAAGUGAAACCUUCACAAGAAAAGAAAUUCAAAUGGCCUGUACAAUUCAUUGUCCGAAAGGAAUCAGGGGACGCCGAGGCAGGCCUGGUCCUCCAGGCAAGCUUGGUCAGCCAGGGCCUCAGGGAAAUCGUGGCAGACCUGGUCCCGCAGGCAAGCAUGGUCCGCCUGGGCCCUAGGAAUCACAGGGCCCUAAAGGUUCUCAGGGAGAUCAGGGGGCCCCUGGACCUAGGGGCGACCAGGGCCCUCAAGGACCCAAGGGCGAUCCUGGUGAAUCCAUCUCAGCUCCUUCUAUUGUGACAUCCCCUGUUUCCACGGUGGUAAACGAAACUGAUGUAGCUUCACUGCAGUGUGAGGUUAAAGGAAAUCCUGUUCCUCAAAUUACAUGGCUUAAAGAAAAUACCAGUCUUCCAGCCGACAAACGAAUUGUACAAUCUCGUGGGGGUUUAAUGGUUAAGGAUGUGACGUCACAAGAUGGUGGAGUGUACACGUGCGUAGCAAGCAACAUUCUUGGAUUAAUAACAAAAUCGACCACGUUAACUGUCCAAGGUAACAUGCUCCUCCUUCGUUUCUUAUUGGAAAAUUCAUGGAUUAGAAGCUAUUAAUGAGAAAUCAAAUUCCAUUACAUGAUAUAUUUUCACUUUAAAAUUAGGCGUAUUAAUAGUCAACGACGUCUGUUAAAUUCCUCAUAAACAAUUAUUCACAGUCUACUAAUAAUAAUGAGUCGCGUCAAAAAUGCCUGUUUUUAGCGAAUAGAGCGGUAAUUGGGCUAUAAAUACAACUUCGACUAUAAUUUCCUGUUAUACAAAGGGGAUUCUACUGAAGACGAUUUGGAACGAUGAUUUUUAAGACAACAAUGUUGGCACAAUUCGAAGAAUUUUCUCGCAAUGUUGCAACGCUGUAUUGCCUUGAAAAUUAUCGUUGUGAAUCGUCCCGUGUAACAUCGCUCAGGAGAAAAUAAUGCGACCAAAACCGUUAUCGGUAGAUUCUAGGUUCGGCUCUAAUCAAGGGAACUCGGAGGCGUUUUCCCAGAAUCCUCUGUUUUGAUUUACUUGUAACUUGUUUUUAUUUUCUUGGCUUAUUAUAUUUCUUCAUUACUUUACAGUUGCUGCCUUAAUCAAUCAAAAACCCUCGUCUAUUGUUGCUGAAGUAGGGGAAAACGUGAGGUUGCAGUGUAAAGCUACAGGUCUUCCAAUACCAACGAUCACGUGGCGGAGGGCGUUUGGUUCCUUACCAAGAGGGAAGACUGCAGUGGAUGAUGGGAAAUUGACAAUUCGUAACAUAGCUAAAGCUGAUAGUGGGGAUUACGCAUGCUCAGCAAAGAAUUUUCUCGGACAGGACUUUGUUGUCGCUCAAUUAAUAGUGAUUGACAGGCUUACAUUUACCCUUACUCCUCCCCGGAAAGUUACUGUAUCACAGUCACGAAACUUGUUGUUAAACUGUGCAGCUCAAGGAAACACAGAGAUCACGUGGAAAAGAACUGGAAAAGUCUUACCUCAUAGUCACGUGAUUUAUUCUAAUGCAACUUUGCUGCUCAGCAGCGUGGUUACAAACGAUGCCGGAACAUAUUCUUGCGUGGCCAAGAACGCACUUCGUUCUGUCGAGACUACUACUGUUGUUGAAGUGUACAACAAACCUUUGUCCUGUAGCAGUAUAAAAUCAGGCCGCAGUGGAAGCUCUUCAGGUAAUUAUAUUAUUGACCCUGAUGGCAAAGGAGGCGUGGCUCCGUUCAGUGUGUUUUGUGAUAUGAGUGACAAGGCAGGAGUUGGCGUGACAGUCAUAAGUCACGACAGUGAGAGUAGAACUCAUGUGAAUAGCGUCAGUCCUGGAUGUGUUAAUGCAGGUUGUUACAGGAAAGAUGUGACCUACACUGGAGUUAGCACAGCUCAGUUGGCAGCACUCACUCGAGUCUCACAGAACUGUGAACAGUUUAUCAAGUUUGAAUGCAAUAAUGACGUACUUUUUGUUGAGGAUCGUUAUGCCUGGUGGGUGUCACGUGACGGAACACGCAUGAACUACUGGGGUGGAGCUACAGGAUAUAACUUCAUGUGCGCAUGCGGAGUAACAAACUCUUGCUCCAAUGGUAACAAUUGUAAUUGUUACAACGACAGAAUUGAUAGCGGUUGGAGAGCGGACAGCGGUCUACUGACAGACAAGUCUUCUCUUCCUGUGACUCAGAUCAGACUGGGAGACUUGAAUCAAUCCCGAGGAAGGUUAUCACACAUUAGGCAAACUCAAAUGUUAUGGACAGGC
This is a messenger RNA of Porites lobata, 4625 nucleotides long. Lineage: Eukaryota; Metazoa; Cnidaria; Anthozoa; Scleractinia; Poritidae. The record is from the annotation of a GenBank genome assembly.